AUGGGAUGUUACUAUUAUUACCCUUUCACAAACGCGCAACUAAAGGAGCUCGAGAGACAAGCGAUGAUCUACAAGUACAUGAUCGCAUCCAUUCCCGUUCCUUUUGAUCUCCUUGUCUCAUCAUCCUAUGCACCUCCCUGUAAUAAUAAAAACGCUGUCGGAGACUUAGAGCCGGGGAGAUGUCGGAGAACAGACGGGAAGAAAUGGAGAUGCUCGAAAGAAGUAGUCUCUAAUCACAAAUACUGUGAGAGACACUUGCACAGAGGCCGUCCUCGUUCAAGAAAGCAUGUGGAACUUCCUUACUCUCGCCCUAGCAACAUUGGUGGUGGUUCCGAGAAAAACAGAGUUCUUAGCUCUAUAAAAGACACAACAGUCGUCGAGCCAAAGGAGGUUUCAUCAGCCCUCUCAAACUACAGAGGAAUCGAGAUCUUUCCUGCAUCGGCGUCAAACGAGCAAGAAAACAAGUAUCUGAACUUUAUAGAUGUGUGGUCCGAUGGAGUAAGAUCAUCUGAGAAACUGAGUACCCCUGCUUCUUCUUCCCCCAAUGGCAAUCCUUCUCUUUACUCGCUUGAUCUCUCUAUGGGAGGAAACAGCUUAAUGGGCCACGAUGAACUGGGCUUAAGGGUAAUUGGGCCGGGCCGUGAUGAUCCUCACGGGUAUGGUCCAUAUGGCGCUGUCGUGUCUUCUUCACUUGAUGAGAUGUCGAGAUGGCUUGCUCCCACUUCCGCCACGCCCGGGGGACCAUUAGCGGAGAUACUGAGGCCGAACCCGAGUUCAGCGUUUUCUGGCGAAAUGGAAGCGAAUAGCUUGACGGCGACUCCUACUCCGAGCUCGUCGCCGUUGUUGACUUAG
Brassica napus (rape) is the source of this 852-nucleotide messenger RNA. RefSeq names its product growth-regulating factor 7-like. NCBI's taxonomy places the organism in Eukaryota, Viridiplantae, Streptophyta, Magnoliopsida, Brassicales, Brassicaceae. Gene Ontology annotation, molecular function: ATP binding. The record is from RefSeq and is a predicted model, not a curated record. Gene Ontology annotation, biological process: DNA-templated transcription; regulation of DNA-templated transcription; developmental process. The transcript has a single exon. Gene Ontology annotation, cellular component: nucleus. Bases 1 to 852 code for a protein of 283 amino acids.